UAUUUUUUCCUCGUUUUGCUUGCAGUGUAGCUGGUGUUAAGCCAAAACAGAGAAAUUCUGAAAAACCCUAUUCCGCUUUUUGAACCCUGAAAGCUCGAAUCAUGAUGACGAAAGGUCCGAAACGUUUUUCUGUAUCGGACUUCAACUCUGACUCGGCCUUCCGGAAUAAAAGGAUUAUGGCGGGAUCCUCAUUUGACUCUAAUAGGGCAGAGCCUUCUCAAGAGCAAUUGGCAGAUACAGCUCCUUUGGAUGCACAGCGGGCUGCAUCAUCUCGGCAGCAUGUGAGAGCUCUGAAUAACCAAUUUGCAAGUUGGGUACAAACACAACUAAAGAAUCAUCCUGAUGAACUUUGGGAAGAGGGUGUCCAUGACUACCUAGCCCAUGCUUCAAACAUUAUGGAGAAAUUCAGUGAUGUUGUUAACUGGCUUAAAGUAAUUGCUGCAAAAGGAGAGAAUUUGGCAGCAGGAGGAUCUUGUAUGACUUCUGAAAAGAAAAUAGUUCCCGUGUCCACGGAUAGUGAGACGAAAUUAAUUCAGACAAAACCCCUGUUUUCACCAGUUAGUACAACUGCUAGCUUUACAACUUCAUGGAGUUCUGGAGUUUUCUCCAACAGCCAAAGCUCUGCAGGUGCCUUCUCCAACAACCACAGCUCUACUGGAGUAACACCUACCGUCCAAACUUCUGCGGGAGAAUUUUCUAACAGUCAAAGCUCUUCAGGAAUAUUCAGCAGCCAAAGCUCACCAGUCUUCUCGACUAGUCAGAGCUCUGGACUAUUUCCCAAUACUCAAAGUUCUGGAAUGUUUUCCACAAGUCAGAGCACAGGAUCAGAUCAAAAGAAAACUCAAAGCUUUGGAAUGUUUACCAAUAGUCAAAGCUCGGCAGUAUUUUCUGAUAAUCAAAGCUCCAGAGUAUUUUCUAGUAGUCCAAGUUCUGCGGCAUUCUCCAACACUCCCAGUUUUGGGCUUUUCUCCAACAGUCAAAGCUCAGGGUUGUCCUCCAAUACUCAGAGUUCAGCGGCUUUCUCCAACACUCCCAGUUUUGGAUUAUUAUCCAACAGUCAAAGCCCUGGGCUGUCUUCCAACAAUCAGCCCCCUUCCAUGUUUGGAUUUCAAAGUUCAGUUCCUCCAAAGCAAGAUGAAGCUGAUGAUGAAAAUGAAUUGGAGCAACCUGGCAGCCCUUCUGUGGAAAAAUCUGAAGAGAAGGGUGUUGUUGUUGUCCAUGAAGUCAAGUGCAAACUUUAUGUGAAGUCAAGUGAUCCAGCAGAUAAAGAUGCAUGGAAAGAUAAAGGCACGGGGCAGCUAUCUAUUAAAUGCAAAGAGGGUAUCAGCAAGGGUACAAAAGAAUCAAAACCAACAAUCAUUGUCCGAAAUGAUGUGGGAAGAGUGCAGCUUAAUGCUUUGUUAUAUUCUGGCAUUAAGACAAAUGUACAGAAGAAUUCCCUUGUUGCAAUAUUUCAUACUGCGGGCGACAGUGAUGGAAAUGUCGUGGCGCGUACCUUUUUAAUCAGGUUGAAAACAGAGGAGGAUAGAAAUAAACUGGCCACAGCAAUCCAAGAAUAUGCCCCUGCAUCCUGAAAGCCAGUUGAUGUACCGUGAGCUACAACAACGUAAUCGUGUACUACUGGAAAAUAUUUUAAUUCUUCACUCUUAUUUUUUUUUUUUUUAAGAAUUUUGCAAGGGCGGCUUGUUUAGCUGGCUCGUGUUUUUUGAGGCUCUGAAUCGAGCAGGGUCAGUUUUGAUGUUAGACUCAAUAAAAUUAGUGUGUUUAAGAAGCUAGCAACCUUGUAUCACCAAAAUACCUAUCAAAGUUGUUAUUUAUCCACUUUAUCCCAUUUACCUGACAAUUGUUGGAUCAUAUAUGCAUCAAUUUUUCACCGUUUUU
Messenger RNA from Malus domestica (apple), 1881 nucleotides. RefSeq names its product suppressor protein SRP40. NCBI's taxonomy places the organism in Eukaryota, Viridiplantae, Streptophyta, Magnoliopsida, Rosales, Rosaceae. Gene Ontology annotation, biological process: intracellular transport. The record is from RefSeq and is a predicted model, not a curated record.